Molecule: messenger RNA, 1464 nt
Organism: Saccharomycopsis crataegensis
Lineage: Eukaryota; Fungi; Ascomycota; Saccharomycetes; Ascoideales; Saccharomycopsidaceae
Product: acyl-CoA desaturase
Exons: 1
Coding region: 1-1464 (487 amino acids)
Biological process (GO): unsaturated fatty acid biosynthetic process
Cellular component (GO): endoplasmic reticulum membrane
Molecular function (GO): iron ion binding; stearoyl-CoA 9-desaturase activity; heme binding
Source: RefSeq, a predicted model, not a curated record
AUGGAUGAAAAUGAUAGAAGAAAAAUCGGAGGGAAGAAAAAUGCCAUCCUGUUGUCGUCAAGGCAGCAGAGCCACUCGCGGGAGCAACCGGAAAAGAAAAAGGCCCUUAGAAGAAGCGUCAACCAUUUCAUCAGAGUCACCAAAUUUGUGAUCAUCAAAACAAUAUGGUGGAACGUAUUCAAGUAUAUUGUGGUUCCUAUCGCCACUUUUUUAGCUAUAUAUUAUUAUGAUAUACAGCUUACGACAAGAACUCUCUAUCUCUCAGUUUUUCAUUACACAUUGACGGUUUUGGCGGUCACCACCGGGUAUCAUAGAUAUUGGUCACACAGAUCAUAUUCGAUUGAUCCUAGUUACAAUAUUCUUCCAGUAUUUUUCACGAUAUUUGGAUCAUCGGCUGGAAUAGAGUCCGCAAGGAAAUUCAAGUCGCUUCAUAGAUUGCACCACAUGUAUUGUAAUACAGAUAAAGAUCCAUAUAAUUAUCGGAAAAAUUUUUUCUGGGCCCAUCUUGGCUGGAGAAUUGUCAAAAAUCGGAAAAUUAUCAGACUAUUGGAUGAGGAGAAUGAACUACUUCAAACUGAAAAUGAUUUUAAAGAUCAUGAAGGUAAUUUUGACUUAGAAAUGGUGAAGGCCGAAAAAUUUCUUAAGUGGCAGGAGGAUAACAAUUUUACCCUUUAUGUGUUGUUUGGGUUGGUUGCACCUUCUCUUAUGGCUAAUUAUUUCUGGGAUGAUCUUGUAGGAGGAUUUGUCUACAGUGGUUUGAUUAGAUCAUUUAUUGCACAGCAAUCCAUAUUUUCGGUAAACUCUCUUGGUCACUUUCUCGGGUCGCAACCUUUUGAAGAUAAGAAAACCCCUAGAGACUCAUUUAUCGUAUCAUUCCUAACAUUUGGUGAAGGCUAUAACAAUUUUCAUCAUAAAUUUCCCAAAGACUACAGAAAUGGUCACUACUAUUAUCGUUAUGAUCCAACAAAAUGGUUUUUGAACUUUUGCUAUCGUUGUCGAGCUAUCUUUGGGGUGAAAUCUUUACACCGCACCAGCUAUAAUAUCAUACAGAGAUGUGCUUUACUUCAUCAACAGAAACUAAUUGACAGGCAUCGUGCAAAGUUGAACUGGGGUGUUCCAAUGAACAAAUUACCUCUAAUCACUGUCGAUGAAUUUAGAAAGCUAGUUAAAAGUUCUGACAGAGCUCUAGUAAUUAUUAGUGGAGUUGUUCAUGAUGUCACACCAUUUGUUCAUAACCACCCUGGCGGUGUUGCUUUAAUUAAGGCUUCUAUUGGAAAAGACGCUACUUCUGCCUUCAAUGGGGCUGUUUAUAUGCAUUCUAAUGCUGCAAAUAACUUGUUAGCUACUAUGAGAAUUGCGUUGAUAAGAGAUGAAAAUACUAAUAGUGUGAUUAGACAAAAUAGGACCGUCAGAAAUAAUAUGAUCAUGUCAGCGACUCCUUUGGAAACUGCUGAUGCUGCCUGA